AUGGGCCAAGAAGUUCUACUAGAGCAGGAUAUGUCAGUUCUCAUACGCCAAUCUAUGGAAGACGGAAAUGAUAAGGGACAUUCGGAGGUUGAUAUUCCAAACGACACUGAAGUGGAGGCAUUCAUUGGGAUGAAAAUGGAGGACUUGGGCCAAUACACGCUGGAUCCGGAAGCGCAUGAGGAGCAAAAGGAGCAGAAAGAGAGAGAAGCUAAGGCGGAGAGGAUUGCUACGGAAGAGAAGCCCCUGGUGGACGAACUUGGUCUCUCUCGGAAGCCUGACUUCGGUGUGUGA
Messenger RNA from Venustampulla echinocandica, 291 nucleotides. RefSeq lists its product as uncharacterized. The transcript has 2 exons. The coding region runs from base 1 to 291 and encodes 96 amino acids. NCBI's taxonomy places the organism in Eukaryota, Fungi, Ascomycota, Leotiomycetes, Helotiales, Pleuroascaceae. The record is from RefSeq and is a predicted model, not a curated record.